Molecule: messenger RNA, 2514 nt
Organism: Mycosarcoma maydis (corn smut)
Lineage: Eukaryota; Fungi; Basidiomycota; Ustilaginomycetes; Ustilaginales
Product: ubiquitin-protein ligase TUL1
Exons: 1
Coding region: 1-2514 (837 amino acids)
Molecular function (GO): zinc ion binding
Source: RefSeq, a predicted model, not a curated record
AUGCAGUUUGGUCGCAACGUCAGACUGGCGCUGUGGCUGGUGUUGCUGGCACUCACUGUAAGCGUGAGAGCUUCCUUUUUCAGCACUCUCGUCUUCGGGAAAGACACUCUGGCGCCCGUUCGCGCUGCACUCAGACAGACGCAACAGCUGCGCUCUGAAGUGUUCGGCUGGUAUUCUCACAACUCGACCCAACAAGCCAACCUUACCGUCACACCCGAGCCGUCACACCUGUACAAGCUGUUACCGGCAGUCUACUCGGGACGCAGUCUGACCGAUCCCGAUGGGUCGUACUACUCGGAUAUCGAAGGAUACUAUAAAGGCGAUUGGACCGGGUGGGAUUAUAGCACGACGGCCAAUCGGUCGCUCGCGCUGGAUUCGCGCUUGAACCACUCGGCUGCACAUGAAUUGUCCAAGGAGAGAUUGGGUGGAUUGGCGCAGUAUGUGGCAGGCGUUCAAGAGGCCAAGCUGAAGCGAGAUCGUGGUGACUUUGAAUGGAUAACAGAAGAGGCUGGACAUGUGGAUGUCCAUCUCAAGGAGGAACAUCUGCUCAACGGGAAUGUGUCGCUGGUCACGGGCAGUUUGAGUUUCGCCGCAUCAAAGUCGAGUCAAAGCAGGGUGGAUGCAGUUUCAUUCUCGUUAGAGGGGCUGCACUUUGUUAGGACGGGCAGUGUGUUUCUGCAUGCGGUUGCGAACGAGGCAGACGAGCGCACAGAUGUGCGUACGACGCUAAGCAUGAUUCCGUGGGGCAACAACGAGACGUUGAAUGCCACGGUGGCUGCAAUCGAUAAAGCGUUCCAGCUUCGCAUCGACAUGCUGCAGCGAAUUAUCGACAGUGGAUCGUACGAUGCUGGCGAUAUCACCCAAGACCAAGUUGGCAAGCAACACAACUGCAGCCUGCACGUGUACGCACAGCUCGAAUCCGCUGGCCCUCACUCUCAGCUUCAACAUUUGAUCGAUACUCUGCAAGACGAAUCAACCUACCCGACAGGGAUCAGCACCAUCUCACCACCUGCGCUUCGCCUCUCCCUGCUCGCCUUCUCACCCGACUGCCACCUGCUCCUCUCAAGCACCUCGCUCACCGGCCUCCUACAAACCACGCUGUGGCGCAAAGCCGUCCACUACGCCAUCAUCUACUUUGUCAUCCUCCUCCUUCAAGCACGUCUACUGGUCCAGCAGAUGCAAGCGACCACAACACCGAGCACGUUGAACAAGCUCAGCGCUCACACGUGGUUGGCACAGUGGGUGUUGGAUGCAUUCGCAUGUUUAAUCCAUCUAAGCGUGGCGGUGGUUCUGGAGAACGAGACAACGAUGGUGUUGAUAGCAUGUUCGUUUAUGAGCGGCAUGUGCUAUCUAGCAUUUGGAUACCGGUAUAUGAUUACGAUCUAUCGGACGCAGGUGGAGGCGAGAACUGCAGCAGCUGCCACGACCCCGCUCGUGAGAGCUGCCGAAGACGCGCCGAACGGAGCGACGGAUAGGAAUGCAGUCUCGCCACCGACCGAGGUGAAUGCAGCCACACUUACGACUGCGACGCUGACUGCCGAGAUCCGAGCGCGUCGUCGAGGGCUGGCCAUCUUGGCGGUGGGCGUGUUCGUGGUUAUGAUGGGCUUGUUUCCGGAGCUGACCGGUUCGCUGAUGCUGUCCUUGCUCUACUCGUUCUGGAUCCCGCAAAUCUACCGCAACGUACAACACGGCACACGCCGGGCUAUCUUGAAACGCUGUGUGGUCGGCACUACGCUCACGCGGCUGUUUCUCCCGCUGUACGUGCUGGUUUGCCCGAACAACGUGCUGUUCAGCGAACCGAGUAUGUGGGGGUGGGUGCUGUGCGCAUACGUGGUCAUGCAGGCAGUCGUGCUGAUCGGACAGGACUUGUUUGGCGCACAUUGGUUUCUGAGGCAACAGUGGGUCCCGCAAGGCGCUCCGAAGCGUUGGCAGUACCAUCCACCGCUCAAGAACGCUAACGAGUUGGAGGCAGGUGUCGACGACGAGGCGUACGGAGAUUGUGCGAUCUGCCUGACGAGCAUUGAGAGCAGGAGCGCCCAUCGACCGAGUGCGGCGUCGAGACGCGCAAACGGUGCCAAUGGUGCAAAAUGGCUCGAAUCUCUCUUGUUCUCCAAACCAGGAUACCAGCGUAUCGCUGGCGAGGCCCAAGACUACGAGAUCGACUCGUGCGACGACGAUGCUCGAUCGGUCGACGUCUCGAUGCACAUGUACGCUCGCGAGAAAGUGGCGCGCGCAGACGGAGCUGCUGGACCAGCAUUGCGCCGCACGAGCCACACGCGCCGCCGUGGCGUUGCACGAAACGUGCGCUACUACGUUGCUCGAGCCAUGCGAACAGCGCUGCAAACGGCGCUGCGUUGCAAAGAGCGCUUGAACGCAACAAGCACUUUGAACAGGAGAAGGAUGGAUGUGAUGCUUGCGCCUUGCCAGCACGCUUUCCAUACGCAAUGCUUGGAGCCGUGGAUGGAGAUCAAGAACGAAUGUCCGAGUUGUAGGAGUUCCUUACCGCGUGUAUGA